AUCUUUGCUGUGAGGGUUCCUUUAUCGGGUCUUAUUACUGACUGGAUAACUACACUACCAGUUGGUCCGUACAUCAACGCCAUUUACGUGCUUUCGUAUUAUUCAAUGUACAUGACAUUUUAUUCGGCAGUUUCUCUUUCAUUGGCAAGAACUGUGAUCAUAUGCUUACCGAUGAGAGCAAAUCUAUUGUACUUCUUGCUAGACAUUUUGCCCACACAAUGCACUAAUCCCUUGCAUACCAGAUUGAAUAGGCUAUAUGUAGCUUUCUUACAGGGAUAA
This is a messenger RNA of Haemonchus placei, 279 nucleotides long. NCBI's taxonomy places the organism in Eukaryota, Metazoa, Nematoda, Chromadorea, Rhabditida, Trichostrongylidae. The record is from the annotation of a GenBank genome assembly.